AUGGCCAAGAAGACCGCCAUCGGCAUUGACUUGGGUACAACAUACAGCUGUGUGGGCGUAUGGAAGAAUGAUGGUGUGGAGAUUAUCGCCAAUGAUCAGGGCAACAGAACCACUCCAUCCUAUGUUGGAUUCACGGACACAGAGCGCUUGAUUGGUGAUGCAGCCAAGAAUCAGGUGGCCCGAAAUCCGGAGAACACAGUGUUUGAUGCCAAGCGCUUGAUCGGCCGCAAGUUUGCAGAUCCCGUCGUGCAGGCUGACAUCAAAUUGUGGCCAUUUAAGGUUGAGAGUGGCCAGGGCGACAAGCCGAUCAUUGUCGUCAACGCUCAGGGAGAGCAGAAGAAAUUUCACCCCGAAGAAAUUUCCUCAAUGGUCUUGCUCAAGAUGAAGGAGACAGCGGAGGCUUAUUUGGGCACCAAGGUGAAUGAUGCAGUUGUGACAGUGCCAGCAUAUUUCAACGACUCUCAGCGCCAGGCCACCAAAGAUGCAGGGACCAUUUCUGGUAUGAAUGUGCUGCGUAUCAUCAAUGAGCCUACUGCUGCAGCCAUUGCAUAUGGCCUUGACAAGAAAGGUGCAGGCGAACGCAAUGUGUUGAUCUUUGACAUGGGCGGAGGCACGUUCGACGUGUCCCUCCUAACUAUUGAGGAUGGUAUUUUUGAGGUGAAGGCCACUGCGGGCGACACCCACUUGGGUGGUGAGGACUUUGACAACCGAAUCGUCGACUUCUGCAUUCAGGACUUCAAGCGCAAGAAUCGGAACAAGGAUAUGUCAGGGAACCAGCGUGCCAUCCGACGCUUGCGGACGCAGUGCGAGCGUGCCAAGCGCACGUUGUCUUCUUCUACUCAGGCGAUGAUUGAGAUCGAUUCUUUGUUUGAAGGAAUUGACUAUUCCUGCAAUUUGUCCAGGGCUCGUUUUGAGGAGCUAUGCAUGGAUUAUUUCCGGAACUCGAUAGGCCCCGUGGAGAAGUGCCUCAAGGAUUCUGGAAUUGACAAGAAGAGUGUCCACGAUGUGGUGCUCGUGGGUGGUUCCACUCGCAUCCCCAAGGUGCAGUCCAUGAUUCAGGAGUUCUUUAAUGGUAAGGAGCCCAACAAGUCCAUCAAUCCAGAUGAGGCCGUGGCAUAUGGAGCAGCAGUGCAAGCGGCCAUUCUUUCGGGUGAGAGCUCUUCCGCUGUCCAAGACCUCUUGUUGUUGGAUGUGACUCCUUUGUCCACGGGCCUGGAGACGGCAGGUGGCGUGAUGACCAAGCUCAUCGAAAGAAAUACGACGAUCCCCACAAAAAAAGGCACAGACGUUCACAACUUAUGCAGAUAA
This is a messenger RNA of Durusdinium trenchii, 1308 nucleotides long. The record is from the annotation of a GenBank genome assembly. NCBI's taxonomy places the organism in Eukaryota, Dinophyceae, Suessiales, Symbiodiniaceae.